UGCUCGGUGCUCUCAGCCACCAGCGUGCGUGCAGGAGCAGGGGACCCAAGCCUGCUGCUUCCUGAGAUCGAUGGGAGAAACGCAUCAGAGCGUGCAGGAGCUGGCGGCGUCGCUAGUAGGCGCGCUGCCGCCGGAGUUCGUGCGGUCGGAGCACGAGCAUCCGGCCGCCACCACGUUCCGCGGCGGCCCCGCACCUCACGCGCCGGUGAUCGACAUGUCGGAGCCCGGGUGCGGCGCGCGCAUCGCGGGCGCGGCGCGGGAGUGGGGCCUCUUCCAGGUGGUGAACCACGGCGUUCCCCCUCCGGUGGUCGCCGAGCUGCAGCGCGUCGGGCGGGCCUUCUUCGCGCUCCCGCGGGAGGAGAAGGAGCGCUACGCCAUGGACCCGGCCUCGGGGAAGAUCGAGGGCUACGGCACCAAGCUACAGAGGGACCUCGAGGGCAAGAAGACCUGGAACGACUUCUUCUUCCACGUCGUCGCGCCGCCGGAGAAGGUCGACCACGGCGCCUGGCCCCGGAGCCUUGCCGGGUACAGGGAGGCGAACGAGGCGUACUGCCUCCACAUGCAGCGGCUGGCGCGCGAGCUGUUCGGGCACCUCUCCCUGGGGCUGGGGCUCGAGGAGGGCGCCAUGGCCGAGGCGUUCGGCGGCGGCGGCACCGUGUUCCUCCAGAAGAUCAACUACUACCCGCCGUGCCCGCAGCCGGAGCUCACGCUCGGCGUCGCGCCGCACACCGACAUGUCCACGCUCACCGUGCUCGUGCCCAACGACGUGCAGGGGCUCCAGGUCUUCCGGAACGGCCACUGGUACGACGUCGAGUACGUGCCGGACGCGCUCAUCGUCCACAUCGGCGACCAGAUCGAGAUUUUCAGCAAUGGAGCGUACAAGGCGGUGCUGCACCGUACGACGGUGAACAAGGAGAAGACGCGGAUGUCGUGGCCGGUGUUCGUGGAGCCGCCGGGGGAGCUCGCCGUCGGGCCGCACCCGCGGCUGGUCACCGGCGAGAACCCGGCCAGGUACAAGGCGAAGAAGUUCAAGGAGUACCAGCACUGCAAGAUCAACAAGCUCCCCAUGUAACUGACGGGUUCACGACAUGCUCGUUGCCGCGGGUGUUGUGGCGUGCGCCGCGGUGCACGUUUCUCUGUCGUUCUACUAGCUGUCGUCAUUUCAAUCACAUGGCCACGCACAAUUAUCCUUUUGCUUUGGAUUGGGCCACCAAUUGUGGGCUGCCCUACUAUCUUGUAAUAAUGUGGCCCGGCCUUGUUAGCAGCUGAAGUAAACUGUGGUAUAUGGGCCGGCCUGGUUUGGCUUCAGUAAUUGUAAUGCAUGGGCCCCUUUACUACAUUUGUGUGUGGGAAUGCAGAUGGGGUUUUGGUCGUUUGGAAUUCGACCGGGCCGAUCUUGCAUACUA
Molecule: messenger RNA, 1406 nt
Organism: Setaria italica (foxtail millet)
Lineage: Eukaryota; Viridiplantae; Streptophyta; Magnoliopsida; Poales; Poaceae
Product: flavonol synthase/flavanone 3-hydroxylase
Exons: 2
Coding region: 71-1072 (333 amino acids)
Source: RefSeq, a predicted model, not a curated record